UCUUGUUUGUUUACCCUGGGCGGGACAGAGGAGGCGGCAAGCAAAAUUUUAUCCUUUUUCCAUUUAUCUCCUCAAAAUGGCGGACGGCGAUGACAGAUUUGACGGGAUGUUGCUGGCGAUGGCUCAGCAGCACACUGGAGGAGUCAUUGAGCUCCUCGACACUUUCUUCAGUUUCUUGGCGCGGAAAACGGAUUUCUACACAGGAGCACCAGAGAACACAGGAGAGAAGAUGGUGCUCGACAAAUACAAGAAAUAUAGAGAAUUUGCAAGAGCAUCCCAGGAGAAGAAGAAGGAAGAAUAUGAGGAGAUAGAGAGGAGGAAGGAGGAGAGGAGGAGGAAGAAGGAGGAGGAGGAGGAGAGGAGGAGGCAGGAGGAGGAGAGGGGGAAGACCAAGGAACCGAAGAUUAAGGAGCUCACGGAGGAGGAGGCGAAGGAAUUGGAGGAAAAAAUUAACAAGGAUAAAGCUAAAACCACAGCUGGCGACUCUUCCCCCACGCCCCCAGAACCCCCCAAGGCUGAUGAUGAUGAUGAUGGGGGCAAGAUGAAACCAAAUUCAGGAAAUGGAUGUGACUUUGAGAAAUACAGAUGGACUCAGACCCUGCAGGAGGUGGAGGUGGCCAUCCCCCUACCGAUAAAGGUGAAGAGCCGUGACGUGGUGGUGGAGUGGGGGCGCCGCUCCCUGAAGGUGGGGCUGCGGGGGGCGCCUCCAAUAAUUGACGGGGUUCUGUAUAACGAGGUCAAGGUGGAGGAAUGCAAUUGGUACUUAGAAAGCUCUCGCACUGUUGUCUUGUCACUGGAGAAGAUCAACCGUAUGGAGUGGUGGUCGCGGCUGGUGACCUCUGACCCCGAGAUGAACACCCAGAAGGUCAAUCCGGAGCCCUCCAAACUGGGUGACCUUGACGGGGAGACGCGCGGGAUGGUGGAGAAGAUGAUGUAUGACCAGCGCCAGAAGGAAAUGGGACUCCCUACUUCAGAUGAGCAGAAGAAGCAGGAUGUGCUCAAAAAGUAA
Portunus trituberculatus (swimming crab) is the source of this 1009-nucleotide messenger RNA. RefSeq names its product nuclear migration protein nudC-like (gene nudC). Gene Ontology annotation, biological process: protein folding. NCBI's taxonomy places the organism in Eukaryota, Metazoa, Arthropoda, Malacostraca, Decapoda, Portunidae. Gene Ontology annotation, cellular component: cytoplasm. The record is from RefSeq and is a predicted model, not a curated record.